This is a messenger RNA of Guillardia theta CCMP2712, 896 nucleotides long. RefSeq lists its product as hypothetical. The record is from RefSeq and is a predicted model, not a curated record. Bases 185 to 385 code for a protein of 66 amino acids. The transcript is spliced from 2 exons. NCBI's taxonomy places the organism in Eukaryota, Cryptophyceae, Pyrenomonadales, Geminigeraceae.
AACACAUUGAUAUUCGAACGAAGUAUGCUGUUGAUUUGGUAGAAAAGGACGAGCUCUAUCCAGAAAAGAUUCAUACUUCUUAUCAGCCUGGUGAUUUGCUGACGAAAGUUCUGCCUUUGAAUCGGUGGAGGCUCCUUGGUGAAUUUCUCUUCGGAGACCCCUUACCGGAUAUGCUGCUCUGAGGAUGCUCGCCUGUCAUGCUCUCUGCGCUUCUGUCGGGGACAGUGCUACUCUGUUCCCAUGCCGUCAGUCGCCAAAGUUGUAUGCCCCGUGUGUGAUUGACGGUGAUCCGAGCUCCAGUCUUCGACAAGGAGAUUCAACCGAUCCUGCUGCGGUGGCUUCCAGGCUUUAUCUUCCGUCUUUUCUCCGAUUCAGGGAGGGAUAAAGACAGACACGUCUUCCUCAAGCCUGUGGCUAGCUGCAACCAAGACAUCUGUUCUAGGUUAGUAUCUUAGAAACUCGCUCAUCCUGAUCUAUGGAACCCAUGACGGUAGUGAACGAUGAAAUUGAAUGGCCAAAAAAAAAAAAAUGAAAAAUGAGAAAGAAAUGACGGAUGAGUCGAGAUCGAUAAGUCAUGUGGUUGAAAUGAAAGCGCUGACGUCAAAAAUGAUUGUGCCUUGGCAAAACAAUGAUCCCCGGGGUAGAUAGGAUAGAAAGGGCCCAUAGAUUAGAAACGAGAAAAUUGUGUUCAAAACAAUCAGAGAUCAAUCAAGGAAUUGCAAGAAUUCUGAACCUGAUCUCUGGAGCUUGAUUGGAAUUCUAAAUUCUUGGCAUCAUCAAUGGGUGGAGACGUCUUCAUUCAAUUGCUCAAUGUGCACGCUUCAGAGAGGUCACAUGAUGACCAAUCCCAUCAUGAGGAUCAGGUUGAAGAGGAGGAGGAGCUGUCUGACUUGAAA